UUCACGUAAACGGGGGCAGCGCUCCGAGCAGACCCCCCCCCCUUUAUCUGUGUAAAUAUUUGAGAGGGAGUCUCAUUGCUCGAAACAUCUGUAUGUGAAGGGUUGGAGGUACCUUCUCCUCAUCAUGAACUUGUUUUCGGCGCUCCACGGCGUGCUGCUCAUCGCGCUGUGCGGAACUCUCGGAAAGCACCAAGCGAACGCGGGCAUGUGCUGGCUGCAGCAGGGUCAGGAACAGCGCUGUGACAUGGUCCUGAUGCGUGGCGUAAGCAGGGAGGAGUGCUGCGCUGGAGGACGUUUGGACACAGCCUGGUCCAACACCAGCCUUCCGAUCAACGAGGUCAGUCUGCUGGGCUUCCUAGGCAUCGUGUCCUGCAAACCCUGCAAAGAGACAUGCGAAGGGGUGAAGUGCGGCCUGGGGAAGGUGUGUAGGAUGAAGGGUGGUCGUCCUCAGUGCAUCUGCUCCCCAGACUGUUCCAACAUCUCCAGAAAGCAUGCCGUCUGUGGGAGCGACGGGACCACGUAUAAAGACGAGUGUGCGCUCCUGAUGUCUCGCUGCAGAGGCCACCCUGACCUUGAGAUCAUGUACCAAGGAGAAUGCAAAAAGUCAUGUUCAAAUGUGGUAUGCCCGGGCACCCACACGUGCGUGACGGACCAGACCAACAGCGCCCAUUGCGUGAUGUGCCGCACGGCCCAGUGCCCGAUGCCUAUUCUCGGCGGUCAGACAAUCUGCGGCAACGAUAACAUCACCUACCCGAGCGCCUGCCAUUUGCGCCGCGCCACCUGCUUCUUCGGCCGCUCCAUAGGAGUGCGCCAUUACGGCCACUGCAGGAGUAAAGAAGGUAGUGAGGAGAAUUCGCUCUUUUAGGGAUCUUGGCUUUGCAUAAGACCAGCUUGUACAGCACAGUUUAUGUGAGCGAGUUGUAACCUCCCGGCAGAGUCAUCCGUUCUGUUAAAGGAAGCGCUAGAUGCAUGCAGUACGUACUUCAGGAGAAAUGUGCACCUGUCUUGCUCUCUGGUAUGGUAUUUUUAACGAAUGAAAGUAUUGAAGAGAUAAACUGUUGUUCGAUUUGGAUCUAACUAUGUGCAUAUUGUAAAUACAUUACUGCUCUUAUUUAUUGGAGAAAACUGCUUCUCCAAACGUGUUUUUUUUUUUUCUUUUCUUUUUUUUUUUCUUUUUUUUUUUUUUUAUUUAUAGUUUCAUUUGAGCUGCAUAUUCCCAAACCGGCUGCUUUCAGUUUUUGAUAUUUAUUGUGUUCUCAUGUACAGACCAGUUAGAGUAUAACACUAGCUCAUGUAAAAAAAAUAAAAUAAUAAAUAAAAGACAUGCCCCACUCUUAUGCAACCAAACACCAAAAUCAAAAAAUAAUUUUAAAGGAUUGUUUCAAAUCUUUCUAACAAAAGCUCUGCCUGAGCGUAGAAGAGAAGUGGAAGAGAAACGUCCCCAGAUGCACCGCUUUCUUUCAGAAAGUCAUGCACCGGCAUUAUUGCACACUCUGGAGACUAUUUAUUACAGAAAUAAAGCCAAAGAGGAGUG
This is a messenger RNA of Silurus meridionalis, 1534 nucleotides long. It is a transcript of the gene fstl3, whose product is annotated as follistatin-like 3 (secreted glycoprotein). Gene Ontology annotation, biological process: multicellular organism development; cell differentiation; negative regulation of activin receptor signaling pathway. NCBI's taxonomy places the organism in Eukaryota, Metazoa, Chordata, Actinopteri, Siluriformes, Siluridae. The record is from RefSeq and is a predicted model, not a curated record. Gene Ontology annotation, molecular function: activin binding; protein binding. The transcript has 5 exons. The coding region runs from base 125 to 865 and encodes 246 amino acids.